Insectozyma verbasci is the source of this 1041-nucleotide messenger RNA. NCBI's taxonomy places the organism in Eukaryota, Fungi, Ascomycota, Pichiomycetes, Serinales, Debaryomycetaceae. The record is from the annotation of a GenBank genome assembly.
AUGUCAUUUACAGCAUUAAACACUACGAAGGAUCUCGACAUUAUUUCAGAUCUAAAGUUGCAAUCAGAAAACAGGUUAUUAUUUAGUACUUGGUCGAAUGAAAUUUAUUUAUACUCAUGUCAAGAAUAUUUACAAGCAUCACAAUCAUCACAUAUAGAACCACCAAAAUUAAGCCCUCUUCAAGUGAUAAAAACAGAUAACUCAACACCAUUAAGUCUACUAUAUCAUCCAAGUUAUCAGAAAUCAAUAGUUGGAGCAUUAGAUGGUACAAUUUCAGAAAUAGAUUAUGAAAAUAAUAAAUUAAAUACAAUUGUAAAGAAUACAGAGGAUACGAAUAAUGGAGUUAACAAAUUAUGCAACAUCGCAAACAAUUUGAUAAUAUCGUCGUCUUUUAACGGUCUUUUAAGACUCAUUGACGUUCGAACACACGAUAUAAUUUCACAAUAUAAAAAAGAGGGCAAGAUUUUUAACAUAGAAUCAAACAAUGAAUUCAAAGUAAUUGUUACAAGAUCGAAAAAUCAAUUAGAAAUUUAUGAUUCAAGAAAAGGUCUUGCAUCUCCAAUUGAAAUUCGAGAAGUUGGAUUAAAAUAUCAAAUUAAAGAUUUGAAAAUAUGUAAUUCAGAUAAUAAUAAAUUUGCAAUAUCGACGAUAGAUGGUCGAGUCUCAAUUGAGUAUUUAAAUGAGUUAAACCUAGACCAGAGAUUCACUUUCAAAUGUCAUCGGACACAAGACAAGAUUACCAAUACUGAUUUAGUAUAUCCCGUUAAUUCAAUUUGUUUUCAGAAUGAAAAUUAUUUGUAUACUGGUGGUAGUGAUGGCUACGUUUGUUUAUGGGAUUGUGGCAAAAAGACAAGAUUAAAACAAUUUCCACAAUUUAGAACUCAAGAUAAUGAUAUUGAAAGUAUAAGUAAAAUUGAAAUUAACAAUGAUGGAAAUUUAUUAGUUGUUGGAACAAGUGAUGAUAGUUAUUAUAGAAAUAGAAGAUUAAGUCAAUCUGAAGAUAGUAAAAAUCCAUCAAAGGUAUAUAUAAAGAGUAUAUAA